AUGACAUCGGCCGACGAGUUUUCGACUCUCGAACUCAUACGACGCUACCUCCUGGACGACUGCUUCGCCUCUACGGAAUCCUUUUCCGGCAGCCCGAUCGAGUCCCCUUCAUCCUUGUCCGACUCAUCUUCGGGCCUCAAACAAACCGGGCCGGACUUCACGGGCCGGGCCCCGGCCCACAACGAGCAUCCGUCUGAAAUUGAGACAAAGCCCCAGAUCACGAGCCCAGUUCGUCUUCCCGUCAGGCGAUUCCGGGGGGUUCGGAGGAGGCCGUGGGGCAAAUACGCGGCGGAAAUCCGCGACCCGGCCCGGAAGGGUUGUCGGGUCUGGCUGGGGACUUACGACACGGAUUUGGAUGCCGCGAGGGCGUACGAUUGUGCCGCCUUUAAGAUGAGGGGAAGGAAAGCUAUUCUCAAUUUCCCGAUGGAUGCCGGGAAAAUAAACGGGCCGCCGGUUGGGUCUGGGAGGAAAAGGAGGAGAGAGAAAGUGUCGGGAGAUUGUCUCGGUUAUGGGGAAAUCGGUUGGGGGAUAGAAUCUGCCGACGAUCAAGUCAGAUCUUUUAUCGCUAGUAAUUAA
Striga asiatica is the source of this 576-nucleotide messenger RNA. Lineage: Eukaryota; Viridiplantae; Streptophyta; Magnoliopsida; Lamiales; Orobanchaceae. The record is from the annotation of a GenBank genome assembly.